Aricia agestis (brown argus) is the source of this 945-nucleotide messenger RNA. RefSeq names its product alpha-ketoglutarate-dependent dioxygenase alkB homolog 7, mitochondrial. Gene Ontology annotation, cellular component: mitochondrial matrix. The record is from RefSeq and is a predicted model, not a curated record. Bases 70 to 819 code for a protein of 249 amino acids. Gene Ontology annotation, biological process: DNA damage response; fatty acid metabolic process. Lineage: Eukaryota; Metazoa; Arthropoda; Insecta; Lepidoptera; Lycaenidae. The transcript has 4 exons.
UAACCUCAAAUUGCGUACCUCAUAUCAAAAAAUACAAAAUAAAUUGUCUACCAGCGUUUUAUCAGAAAAAUGUGUAAUGCGUUUAGUUUAAAAAUUUUGAAACGUUGCAAAUUAAAGCAAAUAAGUAUUAUUCCUAAUUGGGGAGUCAGACUUUAUAACACAGAUGUUUCUAAGGUUAAAGUUUCAGAGACGCCAAAAUUGGAAGGCGAUCAGAGUUUGAUCGAGGUGCUGCCGUCGUGGAAGGCGGACGAGGAGCCGGAGCUGCGGCAGGCGGUGGUGCGGCACAUGCGCGUCAUCCCCGACUUCGUCAGCGAGGCCGAGGAGGCCGCCCUGCUGGCCGAGGUGGAGCCGCAGCUCAAGCGCAUGAGAUACGAGUAUGAUCACUGGGAUAACGCGAUCGAGGGGUACCGCGAGACGGAGCGCGCGCAGUGGGGCGGGGCGGCGGAGGCGGCGAUGCGGCGCGUGCGGGCGGCGUUCCCCGCCGGCGCGCGGCUGCUGGCGGCGGCGCACGUGCUGGACCUGGCGGCGGCCGGCCACAUCCGCCCGCACGUGGACGCCGUGCGCUUCUGCGGCGACACCAUCGCCGGCCUGUGCCUGCUGUCCGCCGCCGUCAUGCGCCUCGCGCACCUCCGGCGCCCGCACCUUGCGCUCGACGCGCUGCUGCAGCGCCGCGCGCUUUACAUCAUGAGCGGCGUGGCGCGGUACGAGUUCAACCACGCGGUGCUGGGCGGCGAGGCGAGCGUGUGGCGCGGAGCCAGGCUGCCGCGGAAACGCCGCGUCGCCAUCAUCUGCCGCGAGCAGCCGCCGCCACAGGACUGACACACUCGCUAGUCGCGACUAAAGCGAGCUCUCCUACACCAAUACCAAUACCAAUACGAGCAUUGAUGGUUUAUGUGUAGAUAUAUAAUAGGGAUGAUGACAAGGUCAAAGAUUAGCGAAUUUUGU